UAUGGCUGAGAAAAGGACGCGGAAGAGUCGUGUUGCUUCUAAUAGCCGUCUAGACGAUUACACGAAGUUGUUUGCUGUCGUGUCGACUUCUGCUAUUAUAGCCGUAGCGUUUUUCGCUGUUUAUUUCGAUGAAAUUUCUCAACGAGGAAUCAAACAAAUCAAUGUAUCUCAAUUUCCAAGCAAUGUUUACAGGGAAGUGCUUCAGUUGCGGGAACCUGUGAUUCUUACAUCAACAGUAGCAGAUCGAUGGAAGGCUAGCAAAUGGACAUUUGAAUUUCUAAGUCAGAGAUUACCUUAUAUUGAAGUCUACAGGCAAGAGUCAAGUCGUGUCUUUAUGACUUUUCAUGAUAACAAGCCUUUGGAGCACUUGGUGAAUGAAGAUUGGAGUGAUUUCAAUAAGAAAAUUAAUGUGACCAUUCCUGAUGUACUUAAAUGGCAGGAGUUUGAUGAAGGCCACGAUAAAAGUGGUGGUGAAUAUCUAUACUUCAGUCGUGACAUCAGUUUGCUCAGAGACCAAUUUCCUGAAGUUGUCAGUCACAUUUCACCUAUCUCAGAUUUUGUCGUCAGUGAGGGUGGAGUGCAGAUCAAUUUAUGGAUUGGGAGAGCUGGGAUCAUUACUCACACUCAUUAUGAUGCUAUGUACAACUUAUUUUAUCAAAUUCGAGGACAGAAGCGGUUUACAUUGUUUCCUCCGUCGUCACUGUUGUAUCUCUAUCCAUGUCUACAUCCUCAUUAUGGGCACAGUCAAGUGGACAUUGUGUCUUCUGAUCAGCAAAAGUUUCCGCUCUUGAAUAGAACUGGAGAGGUAGUAGUUGUUGUCAAUCCAAGAGAACUGCUUGUGGUUCCUCCAUUUUGGUUUCAUCAUGUAGAAACUCUUCAAGACAGUUUAUCUCUAAAUGUGUGGAAUGAUGCCCCAGAAUAUGUUGUCAUGAACAAAAUAUAUACUAAGCCUGUUCCUCUUGAACUGGACUGGUCACUUGAAAGACGAGUAAAGGCUACCAGGCUGUACAUUCAUCAGUUGUUGAGUGCUCUUCAUAUACAUUCUGAUGAGUUUCUUCAGUUCAUCUUCUUAACACGCUACUAUCCUUUAUAUGGCUUUGAAACUACUCACCCGAAUCUGCAAGUAAAUGUGACCGUCAUUCCAAUGAUACAAAGGGCAUGUGAAACUGACUGGUCUAUUACAGAAAAUACACUGAGUAUGUCUGAUGUUAGUCGCUGUUUGAGUGAAGUAGUUCCGUUGUUUAGAGAAAUAGGAGACAGAGAUAUCAUGAAGAUGUUGGCCGGCAAUUAUCUGGAACAUGUUGUUCGUGUUUGUGUGGGUUUGGAUUAUGUAUAUUCCUUCUUUGAAGUCUGCCAGGUGACUGGUCUCAAGUAACUGCAUGACUCCAUGUUAUUCUUUUAUUGAAAUAGGCUGGCUAUAUAUACUAAAAGAGAUAGUACUUUCAUUUUAUUGUUCUAAGAAUUGCAGUUUUUGAUGUAUUAUUGUAUAUCAGAGAGAUUACAAUACAGACUAGUAUUUGUUUUACGA
Molecule: messenger RNA, 1528 nt
Organism: Corticium candelabrum
Lineage: Eukaryota; Metazoa; Porifera; Homoscleromorpha; Homosclerophorida; Plakinidae
Product: hypoxia-inducible factor 1-alpha inhibitor-like
Exons: 15
Coding region: 2-1375 (457 amino acids)
Molecular function (GO): 2-oxoglutarate-dependent dioxygenase activity
Source: RefSeq, a predicted model, not a curated record